CACUAAUAGAGUGUUCUCUAGUGUAGGCGCUGUAAGGAGAACGGAGGCUCAUCUCAAGCAGCAGAAAGAGCUCCCCGCAUCGCAGCAUCAACACCACAACAACGAAACAUACGCUCCACGCACUACUACCAAACACGCAACCCCCACACUCACAAUUUGACCAACAUGUCCGACACGAAAGCUUUCGCAGCAGCUGCAGCCAACUCCCCCAUUCCUCCCAACCGUCUCAAGCAGAUCGCGACCGACGCAUGCACUCUCGCCCUCGAGAAGGCUGAGGCCUACGAACACACGCGCACCGAGGCAUGGAACACGCAGAUUAUUAACCACAUCCUCCGCGCGCUCAUCUCCGAGUCCCAACCCGCCGCGACCUCCAGCUCAAGCUCGACCUCACCCCCGCCAUCCCCCUGGAAGUUCGCCGUCAACUCGAUGAUAAUCCAGCACCUGUCGCCGAAGGCCACGGCGGCUGCUACUACCGGCGAGGGCGCCGAGCUGAUCAACGGAAGGUCCGCGGCCGCUGGAGGCCAGGGUCGUCGCGGUAUGCACUCUGCCCAGGGCGCGUAUUGGAACAACGAGACCGACGGCAUGUGGAGCUUCAAGUUCGACAGCAAGGCGAUGGAUGUUGUCAUCAGCGUUAUCUGGGUCGCGGUUUAAAGGGGGCGCGUGAAUUGAGGCGAGGGAGGGAACGGAGCGGGAUGAUACCAGGGAGGAGGCGCUGGAGCGUUUGUUGCUUGCUUUCUUGUUGGUGCUUUCUACUGCGGAAUUGAGUUUACUGCUACGGCUACUGGGAGUCAUGAACCGAAUAACUUUUCGACAUCUGCAUACCGAUUGCUUGUCUGCCCGUUUCGUUGAUUUAUGCUGGAAACUGUAUGGAGCUCUUGGUAACAGAAACCAUCUCCGGAAUAUGAAGCGACACCACGAUGGAUUGCAAACCGUCCCAGCUGAGAACUCGAAUACCUAGCUGCGAUUCGGAUACUUGGAAAUAGGCC
Tricharina praecox is the source of this 986-nucleotide messenger RNA. RefSeq names its product Tctex-1. The record is from RefSeq and is a predicted model, not a curated record. Gene Ontology annotation, biological process: microtubule-based movement. Gene Ontology annotation, molecular function: dynein intermediate chain binding. The transcript has 4 exons. Lineage: Eukaryota; Fungi; Ascomycota; Pezizomycetes; Pezizales; Pyronemataceae. Gene Ontology annotation, cellular component: cytoplasmic dynein complex; cytoplasm. Bases 166 to 651 code for a protein of 161 amino acids.